UCGCCGCGCCCGGACACGCCACUUUGGAGUCGGCGCCGGGGGCAGGGUGGGGUUGGUGGGCUGGAGUUCAGCACUUAGCUGCGCCGGUACGGGCGGCUGUCUCGGGACUCGCACGAUGCCGGAGGCACGGCAGCGCGGAGCGCGGGUUCUGUGGACGCUGCUGUGGGUGGCCGUGGUGCGAACCUACAACGUGGAUGUGGGUCGCCCCGUGAUUUUCCGGGGUCCCAACGGCUCCUUCUUUGGGUACUCGGUGCUGCAGCACUACCAUGAUAGCACACGGUGGGUCUUGGUUGGUGCUCCCAAGGCAGAAUCUAGAUACAGCACCUCUGUUCAGUCCCCAGGAGCAGUAUUUAAAUGUCGAGUUCAUACCAACCCUGAUAGAAGAUGCACAGAACUGGAUAUGGGGAGAGGCAAUUCCCGGGGCAUGCUCUGUGGAAAGACUUGUAAGGAAGACAGAGAUGAUGAAUGGAUGGGUGUGAGCCUCGCAAGACAGCCAAAGGCUGGUGGAAGUGUGCUGGCAUGUGCACACCGUUGGAAAAACAUCUACUAUGAGACAGAGUACAUCUUGCCCCAUGGCUUCUGCAACAUCAUUCCUCCUGACCUCCAGUCCAAAGGGAGGAAGCUCUUGCCCUGCUAUGAAGAGUACAAGAAGAAGUAUGGGGAGGAACAUGGUUCUUGCCAGGCAGGGAUCGCAGGCUUCUUCACCAAGGAACUGGUCAUCAUGGGGGCACCAGGAUCUUAUUAUUGGACAGGAACUGUCAAAGUAUUGAAUCUCACUGACAACACAUAUUACAAGCUGAAUGAUGAUGCUGUGAUAGCCAGGAGGUACACGUACCUUGGAUAUGCGGUGACAGCAGGUCAUUUCUCUCAGCCGACUACGACUGACAUUGUAGGAGGAGCUCCCCAGGAUGGAGGCAUUGGAAAGGUUUAUAUUUUCAGAACAGAUAGACAAUCAGGCUCUCUAAUAAAGAUUUUUCAGGCUUCAGGAAAAAAGAUGGGCUCUUACUUUGGCUCCUCCUUAUGUGCAGUUGACCUGAAUUCUGAUGGUUUGUCAGACCUGCUGGUUGGAGCACCUUUGUUUUCUGAGAUCAGAGAUGAGGGUCAAGUCACAGUCUAUAUCAACAGAGGAAAUGGAGUGCUGGAAGAGCAGGUCACCCUGGACGGCGACAGCGCCUAUAAUGCACACUUUGGAGAGAGCAUGGCUGCCCUUGGCGAUAUAGAUGACGAUGGCUUCCCAGAUGUUGCCAUUGGAGCGCCUAAGGAGGAUAACUACAUAGGAGCAGUGUACAUUUACCAUGGGGAUGCCAAUGGUAUAAUACCUCAGUACUCUAUGAAGCUGUCUGGAGAAACAAUAAACCCAAAGCUGCGUAUGUUUGGCCAGUCCAUAUCAGGGGGAGUUGAUAUGGAUAGCAAUGGUUACCCAGAUAUGACUGUUGGAGCCUUCCUGUCAGACAAUGUGGUACUUCUGAGAUCCAGGCCUGUCAUUACCAUGGAUGUCACCAUUUUCCUGCCCAUAUCUAUCAAUAUCACAGCUCCUCAGUGCCAUGAUGGUUUGCAGCUGGUGAACUGCUUCAAUGUCACAGCAUGCUUUCGUUUCAGUGGCAAACAUGUUCCUGGAGAAAUAGGUUUGAAUUAUAACUUGACUGCUGAUGUGGCAAAGAAGGAAAAGAGCCAGCAACUCAGAGUUUAUUUUGUGACUUCUGGAGAGACAGCAGGACAGAUUACAGAGAAGUUACAACUGUCAUUCAUGCAGGAAAAGUGCGAGCAUUACCUAGCAUAUGUCAAGAAAAGAGUCAAGGAUGUCAUCUCUCCAAUUGUAUUUGAAGCAUCAUACAGCCUUGGGGAAUACGCGAUAGAAAGAGGAAAAGAGGACAAGGAACUAACUGCUCUGAGGCCCAUUCUUCGCUGGAAGAAAGGACAAAAGAUAGCACAAAGGAAUCAGACUGUUUUUGAGAGGAACUGUCAAUCUGAUGACUGUGCUGCUGAUUUGAAACUUCAGGGUAAAUUAUUGCUAUCUAGUGUUGAUGACAGAACUCCCUACCUGGCCCUGGGAGCAGUGAGGAACAUCUCACUUAACAUUUUCAUCUCCAACACUGGUGACGAUGCCUAUGACACGAAUGUUUUCUUCAAUUUUUCUGGAGAGCUCUUCUUCAUCAAAAUGUGGCAAAAGGAGGAGCUGGGCAUUGCUUGUGAGUUACUGGAGUCAGAUUUCCUCAAGUGCAGUGUGGGAUUUCCUUUCAUGAGAUCCAAAUCUAGGUAUGAGUUCAAUGUGAUCUUUGACACAAGCCAUUUGACUGGGCAGGAAGAAACACUUACCUUCCUUGUCACUGCCCAAAGUGGAAACCUAGAACACACUGACUGUCUGCAUGAUAAUACUUUAAUCCUGUCUGUGCCCCUGAUGCAUGAGGUGGACUCAUCCAUCAAUGGAGAAGUCUUCCCUACUUCAUUUUUCUACGGUGAUUCUGUGGCAGCUUCCAACUUUGUUCAGUUGGAAAACCAUGAAUGUCUUUUCCAGUCUCUCAACUUCACACUGCAGGUUUAUAAUGCUGGACCAAGCACUCUUCCUGGAGCUUUUCUUGAAAUUUCAAUUCCAAACCGCCUCUCUGCCACUGGAGCUGAAAUAUUUCAUAUUCAGCAGAUGAUGGUUGGUCAGGACAAAGGAAGCUGUUAUUUCCAUAGAAGCUACAGCUCAUGUGUUGUUCCUCAAGAAAAUGAAAAUAUCUUCCACACAAUAUUUGCUUUUUUCACGAAGUCGGGCAGAAAAGUAUUGGACUGUGAAAGACCAGGCCGAUCUUGUUUAAUUGUACACUGCAACAUAAGCUCACUACCUAAGGCAGAGUCCUGUGAUAUAAAUAUCUACAUGCUGCUGAAUACCGAGAUACUCAAGAAGGACAGUUCAUCGGUCAUCCAGUUUGUCACAAGGGCAAGGCUUCAGGUGGACCAUGACCUCAGAGUUGUGGAGGUGCCUGGUGGGAACCCAGAAGAAAAACCAGUGGUCUUUGAGGCCUUGCACAAUCUGGAGCCUCGCGGCUAUGUUGUUGGAUGGAUCAUUGCCAUCAGUUUGUUGGUGGGAAUUCUCAUCUUCCUGUUGUUGGCUGUGCUCUUAUGGAAGAUGGGCUUCUUCCGACGGAGGUACAAAGAAAUUAUUGAGGCUGAAAAGAGCAGAAAGGAGAAUGAAGAUAGUUGGAACUGGGUCCAGAAAAAUCAGUAAACUGCCCAUGAAAACAAAACUGCCCGGUCAUGUGACAUGUACUUGCUAGUCUAUAGGUCCUGCUCUCGUAUCUUCCAUAUGUGGAAGAAGGAAUCUUCUCCAGAUUUUUUGGAGACCCCAUUGAUGCUGUGUCUUUAUUACUCCAAAAAGCUAGGGAACAUAUCCUGAGGCAGCCACUGCAGCCAUGUCAGGUGACUGGAGCAAUUCACACUUCAUUUAAGAGUUGAACUUUGAGCUUUGGAAACCAAGCUGCAGUACAGAGCAGUAUUUAUGAAUACAGCUAUGUAGUGUGCUCUCAGGGGAAGAAUUUUUCCUAAGAAUAUUUUUAUAAAUACAAGCUUUUUAUAUUGAGUAUGUCUUUAUAUUUGUAUCAAUGUUUUAUAAUUUCUAUUGAAUAGCUAUAUAGUUCACUCAAGCACUGAUAUCUGGCUAAAUCUUUGGAAAUACAUACAUAUAUAUAUAUAUACACACACACACAUAUAUAU
Molecule: messenger RNA, 3696 nt
Organism: Serinus canaria (Common canary)
Lineage: Eukaryota; Metazoa; Chordata; Aves; Passeriformes; Fringillidae
Gene: ITGA9
Product: integrin subunit alpha 9
Exons: 28
Coding region: 116-3211 (1031 amino acids)
Biological process (GO): cell-matrix adhesion; cell adhesion mediated by integrin; integrin-mediated signaling pathway
Cellular component (GO): integrin complex; external side of plasma membrane
Molecular function (GO): integrin binding
Source: RefSeq, a predicted model, not a curated record